Messenger RNA from Aplysia californica (California sea hare), 4284 nucleotides. RefSeq names its product mitochondrial calcium uniporter regulator 1. The transcript is spliced from 7 exons. Bases 810 to 1736 code for a protein of 308 amino acids. Gene Ontology annotation, cellular component: mitochondrion. The record is from RefSeq and is a predicted model, not a curated record. Lineage: Eukaryota; Metazoa; Mollusca; Gastropoda; Aplysiida; Aplysiidae.
UUGAACAGUCACAGAGCUAGGCUAGUAAUUGGGCCAACAUCGCUCCCCUGGCCUACAUUUACAUAAAUAUCUAUCUAGGUUAGGUUGUUUGAUUUGUCCUCGCUUGAACUUUCUUUUCGGUAUUUUGUGAAAAGCGAUGAAGUCACCCGCUGUACUGUAGAAAUUCAAUAGGCUUUGUCAGCUAAAAUCAGUCUGAAGAAGAUUUGGCAAACGCCGUAGAAAAUAAACAAACGCCCUAAAUUUUAGAGAUCUAGAUCUAGAUCUAAAUCUAGAUCUAGGCCUACCGAGGUCUCUCUCUAAGUUGGAAAGGUCAGGACACAGGUUGAUCAUUGACGAUUGUCGUCACAUUGAUUGAUUCUUGAAUUAAUGGGUGGAAAAUUUGCUUUUCCCCAUUAUUACGGUUACUGUUGGAAUUUUGUAGGACUUAUAUUUCUCUUGCAUUUAGACUCGUGGUCUGGACAAGAUUUUCUCGGCAGUUUUGAGUAAUUUUCCUUGUCGCCUUGUCGAUUGAAAUUAAAAUAUAAGGCUUUUCACAAGUCAAUUUCUUUGUUACCUUAAAAGAGUUGAUAGAAUAGAUCUAGAUCUAGUAGUUAGAUCUAAUUCUAGAUUCUAGAUCAACUCAACAGACUAAAGUUAAAGACAAGAUUAGAGUUUGAAGAAACAGUAACUAAAAAGCAGAAAGUCUGAAAAGGUAGCUCCAGAUUCUAGUACCAAAAUCUUUAAACACACAUCAACUUACGGCACGGCAUUUGUAUUGAAUAACUUUUUAAAAAGCAUUGAGAGACCUGAGGAAGGCUCUGGAAUCCGCUAUGACGAUCAUUGUUCGGUUAUCAUUAGGACGGACUUCAGAGUCGGCUCUAGCUUUCAAGUCAUUUGUUGGAGCUGUAAAACAAGGAAGUGUUUCUCGCAAGAGUUACAGUGCUGGCUCAUCAUCAAGUCAUUAUGAUGAUAAACUCAGCCUCAAGACUUCCGAGAGGAUACCGGUCCCAGAACAAGCGACGAAUACUCCUCCUGUGUUUACACCACAGUCACUGUCAGAUAGUAAAGGGCAAGCGCCCUUUCCGGAAAAUGAUGCAGUUGUGGAAUAUAAACUUCUGAAAACUAAUUUCGAUGAUGUUCUCAGAGACAAAUCUGCAGAGUCUGAUCCUGGGUCAGUGCUGACAUCGAGACAUGUGGAUCCAACUCUGGUUCAUCAAGUGUACUACUUUGAUACCCUAGCUUUUGUAAAGAAGCUGGAAGCAAGUGGUUUCUCCCGGCAGCAGGCAGAAGGCUGCGCUGAAUGUCUUGUGGAAGUCAUCAACACCACACUGGAUCACCAGGGCCGGCACAUGGUCACAAAGCUGCAAAAGGAAAUAACAGUGCAGCAGCUGCUUGCGGAGAUAGCAUCUGUGAAGAAGGACAUGACACUUCUGCAAAAGACUGAGUUUUCUUCUCUCAAAACAGAUACUGAGAAAAUGAGUUUUGAGAUGUCUCAGAUCCAAGGGCAUAUGAAUGAUGAGAUUGUUAAGUUGAAGGGGCAGUUCAGUCUGGAUAUCAACCUGGAACGAGGACGCGCCAUAGAAGCGCAUGCUGAAAAUGAAAAGCGACUGCAGAUGCUUCACAACAAGAUUGAUACCGAAGUGGCCAACCUGAAGACCACAUAUGAAGUGUACCGUAAUGAUAUAUUCAAAUAUGCUGGAGGUACUGUGAUUGCUGUUGGAACUCUUGUCCUUGGAAUUCUUCGACUGUGGCAUUGAUAUAGGCUGACCGUAGAAUCAUUAAUUGUACAUUUAAUAAUUAUAUACCUUCAUAUAUAUAUCUUAUAUAGGCCUACACGUUUCAGGAAAGGAAUAUGCUUUUGUUAUUCUGUAAAACUGAACAAUAAGAUUUAAAAUGCAGUCUUUACUCUUCGGUGAAGGUAAGUUCAUAAACUGACAGAUGUUCCAAGAUCAUUAUUUCAAGAUAUUGUUCUGUAGCUGGACUAACUUACUGUUACUUUGUAUCCAGCAUUUCAUAUUUUAUUAACGAUUUGCUUCCAUUGAUAAGGCAUCCUUGCGGAAAUAAUUUUUGGUAUUCCUUUUUGCACAAUUGAUGUUUAUUUAUUUUACAUUUUUAUUUCUUUGUUUAUUUGUUCAGAUAUUUUUUACCAGUUUUAAGGAAGAAUGAUUGAUAGCUGGUUCCCGUGUGUAUAGUGCCUUGCUAUUUUCUUCUUCCCAAAUAUGAAUAUCUUAGGUCAGAUUAUUACUAAUUAAUUGGCAAAUGUCCACUGUGUAUGAAGAGAACAUCCACUGUGUGAUAGAGCACAUGACUAUUAUUUAGACAUGAAUGGUCAAGUCCUCACAUUAAAAUUAUAGUUUCAUCCUAGAGAGUGAAAUUAUAAAAAAUAAUGGUAUUUUACUGUUUGAAGGUCUCUGCCCAUAAUUUUUGGUUGCUCAUAGAUGAGAAGUCUUAUUCUCCAUUUCAUAUUGCAUAUAUUUUUGGUCAUUUUGAUAAAAUGGGAAAGAGAAGUUGCCUCGUGCUGUGUUUUGCAAACUGACAAUACUUACCAGAAUAGCAUGACUUUUCUAAAAUUAUAGGGCAUCUCAGACUUUUCCUUUCAAGUAAGAUUACACUCUUAAUAAGGAAGUCUCCAUCCAAGGCCAUAGGGAUAAGUGCAGGUUUGCUGCAGUUGCUGUAAUGUUCUAUAAAAUGUGUUGUCAUGAAAGGUCUCUGAGGGAGAAGCAUAACUCAGUGUAAGAAUAAAUUAUAAUAGGGCUUUUUAAGAGAGAGAGAUUUAGAGAUAGGGAAGGAGGGUGGCUGUGUGUCUUUGUGUAUGUGUGUGCAUGGGUAUUGCAAUGUGGGUGUACCUGUUUGUCUUGAGAUGACGAAUGUAUUCAUAUUUUGUAUUCUGGAGAGUGGUGGAGCAUGGUGUCAGUUUGUUUCUGUGGAGAGUCAAUAUCUUAUCUCGUCUUAUCCUUGUCUUAACCAGUGUGCAGAGACUUUAGAUAUGCUACUGUCAGGAGAAGUAUGCUGUGAAUAUCCUGUUAAAGUGCAUGAAUUUGAAAAGAUUGGGGAUAGAAGUUUGCAUUUAGACAUGAUAUUCAACAGGGAUAUGUUUGAGUGCGUGUGUGUGUGUUUUUGUGAAUGUUUGUAUUUUCUAAAAGAUCGCAUUUUAUUCGUCUUCCUUCACCAUAGUGAUCUCAAUGGUUCGUCAGUUGUAUAUUUGUCAUGAGUGUAACUGGCCAUUAUUUGUAUAUCUUAUAUUGUCCUUGUGGGUUGUUUUUCCCUUGUCCCUUCCAGACAACCUCAUGUCGUUUUUAAAAGUUACACUUGAUGAUAGCCGAUAUCCUAAGUUUUGGGGUAUAAGGAAUUUCGAACUUCAUUCCUACAGCAGGCUCAAGCUGUUAAAUUUUCUUUUACGUAAGGGUUUUUUGUUAGUUUUCGAGAAGACACAAAUGUUUGGUCCCACUUGCCAGGGCUUAAUGAAAAUGCCAGGUACAGAAAUGAAGCCAAACUCUUUGGCAUACAUACAAGUUUAGCUCACUGCCAAGUAGCCUUUUCUGCUUUAAAAGCUUGCAGUACUUGAUAUUAUGGCUGUGUGAUGGUAUAAAUUUAUGGAUGUAUUUAUAUAUCUGUUUGAGUAUGCAGUCAUUAUGUAGGAUGUAUAUCAAGGUCUGUCUGAGAGGAGGAUGCAUGUCAUUAUGUCAUUUCUCAGUACGUUUAACGCACCAGGACUUAACGUCUCCUAAUUGUUUACAAGUGCUGCUUGUUGUUUCUUACAUCAGGUUCUUGUAUCUAUCUGCUGAUACAUGUGUACUGUUUCCAAAUGUUUGAUAGAAUCACUGAUAUUUGACUCGUGCAAUAAUGUUUUCUCUUGUCAGUCUUGCAUUGCUACUGUUGUCCUCCUUCUGCCUGAGGAGAUGGCAGAGAUACCUUGCCCUGAGGAUGUACCGGUGAUUGGUUGUGAUCAUUCUGUUCUUUCCACUUUUUGUUGAUAUUUAAUACUUCUGACCUCAUCUAUUCUCUUUCAAAAUAUGACUGUUAUUGUGUUGACUCGUCAUAAGCGACAAAUCAACAUCUGUAGUGGUAUCCUUCUGUCUAUUUGCUGCAGCAAGUUUCAUUUAUCUUCGUUAUGUGAAUAUAAAGUCUGAUUGUUGGGAGGCAGGCCCUCUUACUGUUGUUACAGAUGCUGCUUUUUGGCUAUUGCAGUUGGUGCCUUGUUCACUGGCUUCUUACUUGUGUCCGUGGUGUAGCAGUUAGGCGCUUUGUUGUGCUGUCCCCGUGGUUUUAUGCAAAAAAAAUUAUGAAAUUAUGCAAACUGAGCCC